AUGGUGAGGCAGGCCGGACGGCCCGGGGCCCCACUCAGGCCGGAGUCGUGGGGCGCUCUCGUGCCGUCCUCGCGCCCCUCCCGCGCUCCCUCGCUUGCAGUCCGGGCGCGGCCGCCCGGCCCGCUAGGCGCUGCCCGGCGUCCCGGCGGGGGGCGGUGCGGGGCACUGGGGCGGUGGCGGCUGCGGCGGCAGCGCCGCGCUCCUCAUAGUGUCGGGCCCCUCAGCUGCCCUCGGCUCCGCGACACUCCACUCGGCGCCGGCGGCCGCCCUCGUCGCACUCCGUUCCGGCCGUCUCGGCUCGGCGCAGCUCUGCGCCCCUCAGCGCCGCCGUGCGGGCCCGGCCGCCGCGCUCCGCUCCGCUCGCUCGCCCCGCGCCGCUCCCGCCCGUCCGCCCGCUGCCCGCUCCGCGCCGGUCCCUGCCUCACUCGCGCCCUCCUAGCCUGCUGCUCCCGGAGUUCCGGCUCGGGCGGGCCACCUGGCUCCCGGCGGCGCCACAGGCGCCGGACGCGGACGCCGGGCUUUACUUAG
Molecule: messenger RNA, 528 nt
Organism: Pteronotus mesoamericanus
Lineage: Eukaryota; Metazoa; Chordata; Mammalia; Chiroptera; Mormoopidae
Exons: 2
Coding region: 1-528 (175 amino acids)
Source: RefSeq, a predicted model, not a curated record